AUGGAGACAAAUGCUGCUUCAUUCGUAGAUGCUGUCUCUCACGAAGACGUGCUGCGGAAACGAUUGAAGACGUCUGUAGACGACACGACGGUCAAGAAGCAGGAGGACCCCCAGGUCAAGAAGCAGGAAGAUUCGCAGGGAAAAAGACGGAUAAAACGAUGUGGCGCCGUGACGGCACCGAAAGUGCCUGCAACUGGGAUGAUCAACAAUGCCGAAUACGAUGGUUGGGAUGCGAUGCUAGCAUUGCUGCGGCAGCGAGAGCAGGAUAAAGCGGAGCAAAAGAUGAUGGAACGGCUCGGGGCGAAGAGCGGUAGCAGCAGCAGUAAGACCAAGUUCACGUCGAGUGAAGUGGGCGAGCGCUGGACGGGAGGUAAUGCGAGUGUGAUGGAGAUUGAGUACGACAAACCAGGCUCGGUGCGCGAAUGGGAUUUGGGCAAGGACUUGAGUUUCUAG
Mycena citricolor is the source of this 453-nucleotide messenger RNA. The record is from the annotation of a GenBank genome assembly. NCBI's taxonomy places the organism in Eukaryota, Fungi, Basidiomycota, Agaricomycetes, Agaricales, Mycenaceae.